Messenger RNA from Vanessa tameamea, 4608 nucleotides. RefSeq names its product kinesin-like protein Klp98A (gene Klp98A). The record is from RefSeq and is a predicted model, not a curated record. Bases 10 to 4092 code for a protein of 1360 amino acids. Lineage: Eukaryota; Metazoa; Arthropoda; Insecta; Lepidoptera; Nymphalidae. Gene Ontology annotation, molecular function: microtubule binding; microtubule motor activity; phosphatidylinositol binding. The transcript is spliced from 27 exons. Gene Ontology annotation, biological process: microtubule-based movement.
UGUGUGACAAUGGCCUCUGUAAAAGUGGCUGUAAGGGUGCGCCCAUUCAAUCAAAGAGAGAAGGACAUGAACGCCAAGUUGAUUGUCCAAAUGGAUGGAAAGAAAACAAGACUGCUCACUGCAAAAAAUAGCAAAGAACAAAACGAUGGAACCCGGGAGAAGUCUAAGGAUUUCACCUUCGACCACUCGUACUGGUCGUUCGACAGCGGUGACAAGCACUUCGCGACACAGGACCAGGUGUUCGCCGACCUUGGACUCGAUGUGAUCGACAGCGCUUUCGAAGGCUACAAUGCGUGUGUAUUUGCUUACGGGCAGACGGGAAGCGGGAAGACGUUCACCAUGAUGGGUAGCGGGUCAGCGGAAUCACAAGGACUUAUUCCGCGGAUAUGUCGCCAACUUUUCUCGCGAGUGGCGGCGGGAAAGGAGUCCGGCGCUUCGUAUCGCACGGAGGUCAGCUACCUCGAGAUAUACAACGAGAGGGUGAAGGACUUGCUGGCCACCGACGCGGGUCACUCGCUGAGAGUCCGAGAGCAUCCUAAACUGGGGCCUUAUGUCCAAGACCUGUCCAAGCAUCUAGUCUCGGAUUACGAUGACAUACAAGAAUGCAUGCACCGCGGCAAUCUCCACCGAACCACCGCAUCUACUCAAAUGAACGAUGUAUCGUCCCGGUCGCACGCCAUUUUUACCAUCACCUUCGUGCAGGCGAGCUACUUGCGUCACAAUAACAUGCCUAGCGAAACUGUGUCCAAGGUUCACCUCGUCGAUCUCGCUGGCAGUGAGCGAGCUGAUGCCACUGGAGCCACUGGUCAGCGAUUAGUCGAAGGGGCGCAUAUCAACAAGUCACUCGUGACGUUAGGCUCUGUCAUAUCCGCACUUGCUGAGGCCACUAACCAACCUGUUGAUAGUCGUACGCCAAAAAGCAAAAAAGUGUUUAUUCCAUAUCGAGAUUCGGUACUAACAUGGUUACUAAAAGAUUCACUCGGAGGAAACUCUAAGACUAUUAUGAUUGCCGCGAUAUCGCCAGCGGAUUGCAAUUACGGUGAAACGUUAUCCACUCUCAGGUACGCUAACAGGGCAAAGAACAUCAUCAACAAGCCCACUAUCAACGAGGAUCCAAAUGUCAAACUCAUCAGAGAGUUGCGGGAGGAGAUCGAGAAACUGCGCAAGCAGAUAUCUCACAACACAGAUCCAAUCGAAAUGGAACCAGCUGUACUCGCGACUCUGCAACGCAAAGAGGCCCAAGAGAAAGUCUUAACAGAAAAGUGGACUGAGAAAUGGCGGGAAACGCAACAGAUCCUACAGGAACAGAAGGCGUUGGGUCUCAGGAAGAGCGGACUUGGAGUUGUUCUUGAUUCAGAUAUGCCGCAUCUUGUGGGCAUAGAUGAUAACUUGCUUUCAACAGGAGUCACGCUCUACCAUCUCAAGGAAGGUGAGACAGUGAUCGGCAGCGAGGAGUACUCGCCCACGCCGGACAUCGUGCUGUCGGGCGCCGGCGUGCUGCCGCUGCACUGCCGCGUCACGCUGCAGGAGGGCGUGGCCACCAUCAGCCCCGCCCCCUCCGCGCAGUGCUGGCUCAACACCGUGCUACUCGACAAACCCGCCAAGCUCAGCCAGGGUUGCAUCCUUCUCCUCGGCCGCACGAACAUGUUCCGCUACAACGACCCCGCAGAGGCCGCCAAGUUACGGCAGGAGGGCGCCUCGGUCAUGAACCUCUCCCGUCUAUCUCUGCUCUCCUGGUCCACCACCGACCUCGCGGCGAGCAACGAGAACCUUAAUACCGCGCUCUCUGACUUAGAAAGUGAGAUCCGGUGCGAGCGUAUCGAAGCGCAGCGCGCUGAGCUGGAGCGAGAGCGCCAACAGUUCGAGCUGCAGCAGGAGGAGCGGCAACGUCGCUGGCACGCUGAGCGGGAGCAACUGUUGCAGGCGCAGCGGCAACUCGAUGAGGAGCGGUCGGCGAUGGAGAAGGAGUACGCCGCCGCGUGCCGGCGGCUGUCGGGCGACUGGCGGGCGCUCGAGCGCGGCUGGACCCUGAGGAGGCGCGCCCUGCGCUGCCGCCAGCGGGAGCUCAGCGCGCGCGCGCACUCGCACGCGCGCGCCGCGCGGGCCGUCACCGACCAGAUUGUGAAGGAGGAACUGCAGAUAGCGGACCUGAGACGCCGGCAAGGGGGGGUCAAAGACCAGCUGCAGGAGUUCGUCAACACCAAGACCGAGGAACUCCUCGCGCAGGGGUACUACUUGGAUGAGAGCCUCACACCGAGUCCAGAAAGUCCUCCUUCAGAAACCUCCACGGAGAGCCUGAUGCAUCUCCUGCAGCAGUGCGAGCCCAACACUGCCAAGAGCAUCAAAGAGACCGUAGAAAGACACAAAAAAGAGUUGGAGAGCUUAGAGCAGGAGUUGCAAGGUCGAGUGGCGAGCGUGGCGGCGCACCGCGUCAAGGUGGAGCGGCUGCAGCAGGAGCUCGCGCUGCUGGCCGCCCGCGAGAGGGGCCUCACGCGCGCCCUGGCCGACGGGGGCAACCAUGGAGGUGGGCCUCGAACGUCAAAUACUUUUCCACGUUUGGCCUCCAAAUGUCCCCGUGUUAAGCCUCCUCACUCUUCGAGGAGUUCCCGGUGCGGGAUCGUGGAAACGUGCGAUAUGAGUUUAACCGCCGGCGGCGCCGCGCCCCCCCCGGCGGGCGUGCAGCGCAGCAAGUCGGAGCUCGUGCUGCGCGCGCGGCCGCCGCCCGACGCGCGCGCCGCGCCCGACGACGCCGCGCUGUCGGCCGACGAGCGCCUGCACUUCCGCGCCAAGCGCCUCAGUUUGAGCCUCAGCCUCGACCCGCUGCCGUCCCCGAACUCGACGCUGAACACAUCCGACACUUUUCACACGGCGACGUCCUCGCCGAAACCGUUCCCAUCCGAGUCUUCGCUCCCCACUCCGUCCACUACCGAGGUCUCGGGAUUCGCUAGUGACGAACACACUCCCCUCCCUCAGUUCAGACUGGGUCCGGCGCCUGAUGACAGUGACGAUAUGUCGAGCACUGAAGAUUAUCAUAAGCCGCGGAUAGUGGAGGGGCAGUCGUCUAGCUCGGUAGAGAGGUCGCCAGAGGAGAGACAUCAGAGGACGAAAUACAGGAGGAGAAUCAGAAUGAUAUUUGUAGGUGACGGCAAGUCUCGUCGGCAAGUGACGGAAGCGGAGGCGCUCCGAGCGAUGCAGAGGCUCUGUUCGAGGAUCGCCUCGCAGAAGAUGCUCGUCAUAUCCUCGCUGGAAAAUGACUGUUCCAAGGAAGAGCUGAACAGACAGAUCGCAGUUCUUCAAGAACUUCAGAAAAAGUACGUCCGACUCGAGAUGGCUCUGCAGUAUUCGUUCUUCGAUAACCAGCCCAACAAACGUACCAUAAUGGUGACUCCCAUACAGGAGACCCCCUCCCUCACCCUCAGCGAGAGCGACAUGCAGGUGGCCAGCGAGCCCGCGUCUGACACGCUGCAGAACGGGCGCUUCGAGGACCCGCUGCGGUGCAGAUUAAAAGAAACGGAAGUGGAGGCAUCGGACAACGUGUCGACGUCCAACGACGAGCUGCCGUCGGAGCCGGCGUGGCGCGACCCGCUGCGCGCGCUGGGAGCGCCGCCCGCCGCGCGCGAACCGCCGCCCCGCGACCUCGCGCUGCCGCGCCCCGUCGCCGACUACGGCGUCGAGGGCCUCAUGCACCCCAUCGACUUCGCGGAGGUGGUGAGCGUGCCGGGCUGGGUGACGCGCGGCGCGGGCGCGCGCACGCACCACGAGUACGAGGUGCGGCUGCGCCUGCCGCACGCGCACACCGCGCUGCUGCGCCGCUACCGCCGCUUCCGCGACCUCUACCUCGCCGCGCGCGCGCUCUACGGGGAGAAGGUGGCAGCGAUACCUUUUCCCGGCCGCGCCCUCUGGUCCUCAGAAGCGUUGGCACGGGCUAGAAGACCACAGCUGGAGACGUUCCUCAGAAGACUGCUGACGGUCUGCUCGACGGACAGACGGUGUCCGCUGUACGCGUCGCCCCUCACCCGGGAGUCGCUUGUCGCCUUCUCGCCCUUCUUCAGAAAGGGCGUGUUCGAGAGCGGCAAGUGCGGCACGGGAUGAUGGCGCGCGGAGCCGGUGACGCGCGCGCUGCGGCGCGACGCGCGGCGCCUGGCGCGCCUGCUGCUCUCCGCGCUGCUGCUGCUGCUGCGCUGCGCCGCGCUGCUCGUGCUGCUGCUGCUGCUCUUCCUCGCCAAGCGGCGCAGGUAGGCCGCUCCCACAUACUCGUACUGACGCGGGGCCCUUCUCCGAUGACGCGACGGUUGGUUCGAUGUGUACCUGAAUGAUUAUACAAUUUUAAACGAGAUGUCGUUACCUGCUGUAUUCUAUUUUUGAAAGUGUCGUAGACGGAAAUAGUUUUUGUAGCUUAAUUUCUUAAUCAACGCCAGACAUUCGAUUGAUUGUUAUAAAAAUGGAGUCACAUUUACGCUUCGAUGGGAUAUGAUUUCAAAUUGAGUAUCGGAUCGAUAUUUUUUUAUACCGAGGUAAAAUAAGACGAGAUCGGGGGAAAAAUUGUGAUUCCAUUGAAAAUAGUGGUCUUGUCCCUAUGCUGCUAUAAAAGUCAAGAGUUAUUCACAG